AUGAUGCCUUUCAUUGACCGCAAACCUCAAUGUCUGACCGAUUGGUGUCCGCAAAGACAUCGGCGACGAUCACCGCCAGAGACGACAGCCCUCUGGAUCUGUUUUAGUGACAACUGUCUGUGUCUUUGCAGUCAAGCGUUGACUUACGAGUCAAUCUUCGAGUCGUUUGUCCGCCAAAAGUCAUUCAAAUGCCAUUACGACGGAUGCGACAAAGGGUUCGCCACUCAAAGCCGAUUGAAUUCACAUAUAAGCCGAAGACAUGCCGUCGAAGACAACACACAGUCCGGGGAACCGAUAGGCGGAUCAUCUCAUGUCAGACAUCAAUCAUUGAGUGCAGCACUCGAUGACAGACAACAGAUCCCAACGAUUACUUCUACUGACCUUUCACUACCUCUAACAAUAACCACAACCACUACUACUUCCAGUGCCGACAGUCAAUGGGUGGACAAUACUCUACAUAAUCUCAUCACAUCAUCCGAUACCGGAGACCAGUCCUGGAGUAGAGCACCCGAUGGCAGACAACAGAUGCCGACAAUCACUACCACUAGUCUUCCACCGCAACCGUCAAUCAUCACAACCUCUACCUCUAGACCCGACACAAACUCAUCCGAUAUCACAGACCAGUCGAUGAGUAGAGCGACUGAUGUCAGCGAACAGAAGUCAGAGAUCACCGCAAUCUCGGCGCAGACCAUAACAACAACAACCACUUCCAGUCCCGACAGACAAUCGCUGGACAUAACUCUUACAAACCCUUCUUCAGCCGAUAUCAAAGGCGAGUCAUUGACAGCACUCAAUGCCAUUCAUCAGAUCUCAAAGACCGCCACAACAGUUGUGCCAUUACUGCCGCAGACAAUAACCACUUCCAGCGCCGACAAUCAAUUGGUGGAUAUUAUUAGCGAUAAUGAUUCGGACUCUGAUAUCGAACUCAUUGGUAGAGUUCCGGCGCCCAAACGGCCCGCACGUAACCGAUCGCCCGUUGAUAUCAAGCCAUCGCUCAUAGACUCCAAACCUCUUGUGCCUAAUAUUGUCAAAAAAGCGCCCGAAAUGGAUACAAAGGUUACGAGCGCUGGCAAUGAGCUAAUCCGUGACAUCGCGCCCGGCAUACGGGUAGUCAAGAAGCGUAAGGCGCCCGUAGAUCCACGACUGGCCGCUAAAACUACCAGAGCAACUGUACCCGACCUGAUUCCGUGGUACCCGUGCCCAUACAUGGGCUGCCGCCAGACAUUUAACACCCAAUCAUUACUGACGACACAUAUGCAGUCCGUCCACUCAUGGGUUGAGUGGUCGCCCGAUUUAAGCUAUCCGUGCGAUAAAUGUGACCAAAAGUAUAGCACAGGACUCGCGCUUCACAACCAUCAAGCGGUGGCGCACCCGAAGCCCGCGCCCAUCACAACCACUAAGAAAUCCUCAACAGACCUGAUCCCAUGCCCUUCGGUGCCUAAUAUUGUCCAAAAAGCGCCCGAAGUGGGUAUAAAGCGCUGGCAACGCGUUGGCAAUGAGCUAAUCCGGGACAUCGCGCCCGACAUACGACCGGUUGGGAACACUACCAUUCAUAAUUUAUAA
Molecule: messenger RNA, 1563 nt
Organism: Medioppia subpectinata
Lineage: Eukaryota; Metazoa; Arthropoda; Arachnida; Sarcoptiformes; Oppiidae
Source: the annotation of a GenBank genome assembly